GAAUCUAAUUUUGCCUGCGGCUCUCACCGGUAUUUCUGUAGCAAUUUUCAUGGCUCCUCGGUCUUCUUCCCAGCAAAUCUGAAUCUUCAUUCUUCAUAACCCUAGCAUACGUGCCGAUAACUGCUCCAAAAAUGGCGAGAAGAUCAGUGUCACUUCUUAGACAGCUUUUCGAUGGAUCACAAUCAUCGAACACUCCCAACAUCUUCUCAUCAUGCUCCCGAUUUAUUCCUUCCCGAUCCGUGACUUACAUGCCCCGACCUGGGGAUGGGACUCCACGCGCCGUGACCCUUAUUCCCGGCGAUGGAAUUGGACCACUCGUUACAGGCGCUGUUGAGCAAGUGAUGGAGGCGAUGCACGCGCCUGUGUACUUCGAAAAGUAUGAAGUGCACGGUGACAUGCCGAGAGUGCCGCAGGAGGUGAUCGAUUCGAUAAAGAAGAACAAGGUUUGCUUGAAGGGUGGAUUGGCUACACCCAUGGGUGGUGGUGUGAGCUCGUUGAACGUGCAGCUAAGGAAAGAGCUUGAUCUGUAUGCUUCGCUCGUGAAUUGCUUUAAUCUUCCUGGCUUGCCAACGAGGCACGAGAAUGUUGAUAUUGUCGUGAUUAGGGAGAAUACGGAGGGAGAGUAUUCUGGCCUGGAACAUGAGGUCGUUCCUGGAGUCGUUGAAAGCCUCAAGCUCUGUUAUCGGUGGGAUGCAUUUUCCUCUGGUGAAUUCAAUUGUAUCAAGAUACAGGUAAUCACAAAGUUCUGCUCAGAGCGUAUUGCUAAAUAUGCCUUUGAGUACGCUUACCUAAACAACAGAAAAAAAGUGACUGCGGUGCACAAAGCAAAUAUUAUGAAGCUGGCAGAUGGUUUAUUUUUGGAAUCUUGUCGAGAAGUUGCCACAAAGUACCCUGGAAUUAAGUAUAAUGAAAUUAUUGUGGAUAAUUGCUGCAUGCAGCUUGUUUCAAAGCCUGAGCAGUUUGAUGUCAUGGUGACCCCGAAUCUUUACGGAAAUCUAGUUGCAAAUACAGCAGCAGGUAUUGCUGGAGGCACUGGAGUAAUGCCAGGAGGAAAUGUUGGAGCAGAUCAUGCUGUGUUUGAACAAGGCGCUUCGGCAGGAAAUGUUGGUAAUGAUAAAUUAUUGGAACAAAAAAUAGCAAACCCAGUAGCACUGCUUCUCUCGUCGGCCAUGAUGCUCAGACAUCUUCAAUUUCCUGCAUUUGCUGACCGCUUGGAAACUGCUGUGAAACGAGUCAUUCUUGGGGGCAAACACCGGACAAAAGACCUCGGAGGGCAAAGCACAACUCAAGAGGUUGUCGAUGCAGUGUUGAGUGCUUUAGACUGAUACAACAUAUUUAUGCUAUCUGCCUCAUAGAGGAAGCCUCGUACAUUCCAUACUAAGCUUCAUAGCUGAAAUUGCCCAUUCUUGGUCCGGAAUAAUGUCAAUCGAGUGCAGAAAAUGAUUCAAUUUUCUGAAACAAUUUAUAGAGGAGGUGAUCAAAAUGGCAUCACUCCUUUGAUGACAUUAUAAAUUUAUCUUGUAGCUCUUUUUGGUCAUGGCGUUUCAUAUAGAGUUGUGUAAUUUUGGAAUGACUUUCCGUGAAAUAAACAGAUUAACUUGAUCAACUAGAAA
This is a messenger RNA of Prosopis cineraria, 1613 nucleotides long. RefSeq names its product isocitrate dehydrogenase [NAD] regulatory subunit 1, mitochondrial-like. Gene Ontology annotation, cellular component: mitochondrion. The record is from RefSeq and is a predicted model, not a curated record. Lineage: Eukaryota; Viridiplantae; Streptophyta; Magnoliopsida; Fabales; Fabaceae. Gene Ontology annotation, molecular function: isocitrate dehydrogenase (NAD+) activity. Gene Ontology annotation, biological process: tricarboxylic acid cycle; isocitrate metabolic process. Bases 132 to 1325 code for a protein of 397 amino acids. The transcript has 5 exons.